This is a messenger RNA of Durotheca rogersii, 585 nucleotides long. RefSeq lists its product as uncharacterized. The record is from RefSeq and is a predicted model, not a curated record. The transcript has 2 exons. NCBI's taxonomy places the organism in Eukaryota, Fungi, Ascomycota, Sordariomycetes, Xylariales, Xylariaceae. Bases 1 to 585 code for a protein of 194 amino acids.
AUGGAUAGAGGAGACAUUUGGAUAGUUGACGCCUUGGAAGGCAUCCUCCCCCCACAGGCUCUGACCCUCGUGCGGGACCACAUCCAGCACCCGCAGCUCAUCCUGCCCUCGCUCUGGGAGCAGACCUCGAAGCUCACCCACACGGUGGCGGCGUCGCUCUCGCCGCUGCUCUCGCCGCUGCUCGCCCGCGCCGUGCGCGCCCUGCACGACUCGCCCGACCUCGUCGUCCUCGCCUUCCUGCUCGCCGUGUUCGUGCUGGCGCUGCAGAUCGUGUCGUGGAUCCACCGCGCCGCCCUGCUCGCCGCCCGCCUUGCCUUCCGCGCCGCCGCCUGGGCUCUGCUCGCCGCCCUCGUCGCCGUCGUCUGGCGCCGCGGCCCCGAGGCCACCGCCCGCGACCUCGCCGUCCUCGUCGGCCGCCUCGCCGGCUACGCCGCCCUCGUCCGCGACAUCUGGUGGUCCGAGUACCAGCGCUUCGACGCCCAGACCCGCCGCUCCGCCGCCGCCGGUGCUACGAGCGCCGCCGGCUACGGCCAGGGCGCUGGCGCCGCCGCCGGGUACACGAGGGCCGGCCGCGGCGGCUGGUGA